Molecule: messenger RNA, 921 nt
Organism: Prorocentrum cordatum
Lineage: Eukaryota; Dinophyceae; Prorocentrales; Prorocentraceae
Source: the annotation of a GenBank genome assembly
AAGGCUUCAGGAUCUGCAAGGCAGGCGGCAGGGCGCGCGAAGGCGAAGGCGCAUCCGUCGCAGCCCGGCCACUGCCACGCGGAGGAGCGGGAGACGGGCAUGUGGCACCUUCGGUGCCUGCCCACGAAGCUGAACGACCUGAGGCCGAAGCCGGUCUGGCAGCAGCUGAGGAAGUGGCUCCUGGAGUGGCAGACCUGCAAGAGGGGAGGCGCGUACGGGGCGGCCCUCAUCACUGGGCCCACCGGGUGCGGCAAGACCAUCGGCGCACGGAUGACAGCGGAGAGCGCCAAGGGGCACUAUCUGGAGUACGACCUGGACGAGAAGGCGGGGAGGUCCUUCCUGGACACCCUGGCCCGCAGGCAGACGACGUGCGAGGGCUCCGUCGUCAUCAUGCACAUCCCCGACGAGGCCAUGGCCUCCGUGGAGGACCGCAUCUGCGCCGCCGCGCGGGCCACCCCGAUGCCGCUCAUACUGCUGGGCAGCGAGGAGGUCCUGAGGAUGGAGGCCGUGACCUCGGUGUGCCUGCACCUGCCGGUGCAGCUGAACGUCUGCCUCCACCGGAUCCUGCAGCGAGUCACGGAGGUGGAGGGCGUCAAGGGCGCGGAGAAGGGCGUCACGUCCAUCGCCAAGGCGGCCCGCGGCGACCUCCGCCGGGCCCUGAACGCGGCGCAGCUGCUGGGCGCGCGGCCGGAGCUGCUGGCGGCCGACCUGCUGCCGCCAUGGGCAGCGGUGUCCCAGGCGGGCGCCGUCGAGCAGCUCCUGGCCUCCGGCAGCGCGUGCCCCCACGGGGGCGACCCCGAGGCCAGCGGGGAGCGCCUCUCCGGGAGGCUCCGGCUGCUGGCGCUCGACGAGGGCGGCCGGUUGCCCCUGGAGCUGCACCGGGCCUACCUGCGCAGCGGCGGGCGCGAGGACUCCAGGAGC